This is a messenger RNA of Oldenlandia corymbosa var. corymbosa, 1939 nucleotides long. The record is from the annotation of a GenBank genome assembly. NCBI's taxonomy places the organism in Eukaryota, Viridiplantae, Streptophyta, Magnoliopsida, Gentianales, Rubiaceae.
ACCACCGCCUUUAAAAUCACAAGGAAAAAUCACAUUCUAUAUAGUAUAGUGUAUAGUACUCAAUUCCUCAAAUUUAUACAUAUAUGGUAUCACUAUAUAUGUUGUGUUAAGCAUUACUAAACAUUGUCUUAACCUUGAAAAAAAGGCCUGCCCGUGGCAUCUUCGUUCUUUUGUAGUGUAAAACUACUUAAAAAAAAAAAAAAUGGCUGACCGGAAAAGUUAUGAAGAGGAGGAGUUGCAAGAACCGGUGAGCCCAACCGGACAGUAUUUCAGCAGCUCGGUGAUGUCGGUGGCGGUGAUCGGUGUUCUUGAGUCUGAAAUCCCAAUUGAAGAAGAUGACUCUUUACAAGUGAAAUUGCUUCAGGAAGUUUUCUUGCCUAUCAAUCCACGUUUUUCUUCCAUCAUGGUCAAGGAUGAAAAGGGAGUGAAACAUUGGAAAAAAGUGGAAGUGAUCCCCAAAAACCACAUUCAUGUGCCUGUAUUUCCAGAGGGGAAAUCAAUAGAAUUCUAUGAUGAAUGCUUCAAUGACUACUUAUCAAACAUGGCGUUACAACCAUUCCCACAAAAUCAACCAUUGUGGGAAAUUCACAUAAUCAAGUACCCUACCAAAAAUGCAGCCGGAAAUCUUGUUUUCAAGCUUCAUCAUGGACUUGGUGAUGGUUAUUCACUCAUGGGAGCCCUUCUUUCUUGUUUGCAAAGGGCUGAUGACCCUUCACUCCCCAUCAAAUUUCCUGAAUUUCAAUUGGACAAUCAAAAUGGGAAGAAUGGUGGAGAUAGCAUAUUUAAAAAAGUACCUCAAAUCAUUUCCGGGAUUGGGAAUACGGUAUCUGACUUCGUAUGGGGGAUGUUGAAGAGCACCAUAAUUGAAGAUGACAAAACACCAAUUAGGUCGGCUGAAGAAUGGGUGGAAUUUAAACCCAUGACCAUAACAACAAUGACGUUUUCUAUUGAUGAAAUCAAGCAAAUGAAGGCCAAUCUCAACGUGUCGGUAAAUGAUGUAAUAUGUGGGGUUAUAUUUCUUGGGACUCGGCUGUACAUGAAAGAAAUGGACCCUGAAAAAACCAACGCAUCUUCUUCGGCCUUGGUUUUAUUGAGCACAAGAGCCAUCAGAGGGUACAAGACGGUGAAGGAUAUGGUGGAGCCAAGCUCCAAGACUCCAUGGGGGAACCAUUUUGCCUUCAUGCAUGUUUCCCUACCAAAGUUGACCAAACAAGAGGCUUCUAACCCGCUGAGUUUUGUCCUCGAAGCCCAAAAGAUCAUCAAGUCCAAAAGGAACUCCGCUGGGGUGCUUCUCACUGGCAAAUUGCUCGAUGCUUUGCGAAAAUAUAGUGGACCUGAGGUGACAGCGAAAUUUAUUAAGAAGACGCUAACCAAUUCCAGCAUGACAGUGUCGAAUGUAUUUGGACCAGUGGAUCAACUGGCUUUAGCUAAUCAUCCAGCUAAAGGCAUUUACUUCAUGAUGGCUGGCUCCCCACAGAAUCUAACAAUAACAAUGGUGAGUUACAUGAGAAAGCUGAGGGUGGCAAUUGGGGUGGAAAAAGGGUUGAUUGAUGCUUCCAAAUUCAAGUCAUCAAUUGAGGAGGCCUACACUGCAAUUCGGAACGCGGCGGCGGUGGGUUCCAGUCCAGUCAAUUAAAUUGAAUAUAUACUUUUCCACCACCAAAUUAGUUAUUCUGGCAUUUACUCCAUUACCCUCAUUUACACAUGCUUUGAUUUUAAUUUCCGGCCACGGGUUAUAUAUACAUAUAUAUAUAUAUAUAUGUAUAUUAAAUAAUAAUACUUUAAAACUGUAUGUACCCAAUCUGAUUCUCUCUUAUUCAAAAUGUCUCGAAAAAAGGUGUUUCUUGUGUAUUUGUGUUGCUAAAGUACUAAUAAUACUCCUUUGAUAUGAACAAAAAUGGCAAUACAAUUUUCUUUUCUUUUUUUCUUUUUUUUUUUU